AUGAGUAAGAACCUUCCCUUUCCACCCAGUGAAACAAUCUGUUAUCUUGUCAAUGAUGUACAAGAAGGCAGCUCCAGUUUUUCUCCCGGCACACAAAGGAGCGUGAAGACACUGCCUUUGGACAAGCAAGCUAACCCUUUGAUUUUUAACGCAUUCACUUCCAUCCGGGGCCAAGAAAAUUCAAGCAGUCAAAAAGGGACUAAAAACCACAGGGAAGACAAUCGGCAGCGUUUCGAGCUUCCCACGACAUUCCUUGUCAAACGACAUUCAGAUAAUAAGCUCAGGGACCAAAUAGAAGCAACUGGUCCAAUCCCCACCAAAAAGCACUAUGUUGCUUCAGAAGUCAAAAAGCGAGGUCCUCACAUAUCAGCACCACCAUUAAAAGAAAAGGAAGAGUGGAGUUUAGUCAGUAAAACUUUGCUUGACCAAUGUGUUCCAGGACCAAACUGCACCAUUACUUAUAGACAGCAAGACACCUAUCUAUCCUGA
This is a messenger RNA of Dovyalis caffra, 489 nucleotides long. NCBI's taxonomy places the organism in Eukaryota, Viridiplantae, Streptophyta, Magnoliopsida, Malpighiales, Salicaceae. The record is from the annotation of a GenBank genome assembly.